UCACAUUGGGCGUUGCUUAGCUGACUAUAAAUUCUUGAAUAAACUUCUACAGAGCCCCUGCACUCUUUACUUACCCCCAAACUACCGUUUCAGCCUCUGCGUGUCCUGUGCUAAUUUCUGCAGCCAUGACUGAGUUGGAGAAGUGCAUGGAGUCCCUAAUUUUGACGUUCCACAAAUACGCCAAAGAAGAUGGUAACGAAAAGACCCUCACUAAGAAGGAACUGAAAAAAUUAAUGGAGAACGAGUUACCCACCUUCCUUGCAACCCAGAAGAACCCCAAAACUGUGGACUGCAUCUUGAAAGAUCUCGACCAAAACAGAGAUGAUAAACUGGACUUUGAAGAGUUUCUUCCCCUCAUCGUUGGACUCUCGAUGGCCUGUGAGAAGUGUUACGUGCUCCAUGAACAGAAGGCAACCAAGAAGUGAAGGCCAAACACGAGGGAGAAAAAUGGUGUAGAUUGUUAUUUUUUAGAGGAAAGCACAAAUGUGUGCCGUAUUCACAAGUAAAAACUACCUUUGACAAGA
Messenger RNA from Plectropomus leopardus (leopard coralgrouper), 524 nucleotides. Its product is annotated as protein S100-A1. The record is from RefSeq and is a predicted model, not a curated record. Gene Ontology annotation, molecular function: calcium-dependent protein binding; calcium ion binding. Gene Ontology annotation, cellular component: cytoplasm. NCBI's taxonomy places the organism in Eukaryota, Metazoa, Chordata, Actinopteri, Perciformes, Serranidae.